GUUUGGUGUUUGUCACAAUAAAGGCGGAGUGGGUUUUGCUGUUGCUGUGUUUUAAGGUUGGUCUAUUAUAUAAGAUACAGUCUCCGUAGCUAAGCGGGUUUUUUCCGUCUGAUCGAAGUGCCGGGCGAGAUGUUUGCCAAGCCUGAACCAACUGUUCCUAUUCUCCUGACCUUUGUCCUGUGAAGAGGAGCUGUGCCAUGCAUCCAGACCGUCAGUGCUGCCAUUACCCCCAUUCUCUCCUGACGCAUUCUCAGAGCAGUCACUGCGUACCGAGCCUGCUGCCGAGGGCUACCGGACGGCGAAAACAGACUUUACCGUAUGCGUCUUUUUUACGCACGAUGCCAGAAAAACACAGUAAGUGAAAACCUGUCUGGACGCCUCUGUUCUGGAUUUAAUACCAUGUUUUCGUGCGCAAAAUGGCUUCAGUGAAACAGACUACGAUAAUCUGCGAGAACGGACAAAACUUUGAUGAAAACUUGGAGUGGAGCUACAUUGAGUGGCAAGUUCAGGAAGAUGGUUCUACUGGUGUAUGCAGCGCGCAGACACAAACCGCCACAGUGCCUACGGAGGACAAGGAAACACAGACCAGCCACCCGGUAAUAAUGCGGAUAGAUUUAGCAAGGACACCUUCGAAACUGAAAAACGCGUCGUUUGUGGAAUCUGACGGAAUUCUCACGCCGCUCUUCCAGUUUGACCGGCAGGCGCCUGGUCGUAUUUCUACCUCUCCCACCUUGAGGAGAAUGAGGAAGAGUACGAGGCGUCCGCAGAUGGAUUUCCGGGACCCCACGAAUAUGGACAACAGGCAGGAGGAUUUGGGCGCGUCUGAGACACCCUCCCCAGAGAGUCCCCUAUCACCUGCACGCAGGCUCAGGUCCCCACUGGCAGCUAGUCCGCUCUCCGAUGGGGAAUUCCAUCAGGGCUGCCAGGCGGAGUCAUCCUCAAUGCGAGAUAAAAGCAGGUCGAGUAGAUCGAACACUUUGGACAAUGGUGUAAUCUGCAGAACACUGGAAAGUGUCAUUACAGACUGUGAAGGCACAGAAGACUCUGACCAGGAAAAGGACUCUUGCCACAAAAGGCUACAGGAGAGGAGACGCAGCUCUGUGGUCGUCAGCCUGCCAGGCCUGGAUGUGUCACCAGGGGAUCUGUUUGUGUCCAACGGGGCAGCGGACAUGCUCAACGACUCCACAUUUUCAGAUUCCAAGAAAUCAAAGUGGCCUUUCUCCAGACGUAGCACGAGCAAAGGGAAGAUCCGGUCAGCCUCUGAUAUUGAGAAGUGUCUCUCAGCAGCACAGAUCCAAGACUGGAGGGACACAGACUUCCAGAGGUACAAGGACUGCUCACUGGGGAACUUCCUGAAGACUCAUGGCUGCGCAGACGGGGCCGAGGGUUUGAAUCGGGAUUGGAAGAGAGAAGAGGCUGUGUGGGAACUCUUCACCAGCGAGUGCAUCUACUUCCUAGACCAGCUGAUGGUGCUCAAAGAGGUGUUUCUUACCACACUGACCCACCUGCAGGACAGCGACUGCCUGCCGGACAUUGAUCCCUGGAGGCUCUUUGCCAAUCUGAAUGAACUGUGCCUGGUCAGUUUCGGGCUCUUGACCAGCCUUCUGCGUGUGAUCAGAGACUCCUGGGAGAUACCAGUCACAGGCAACACUCCCAACCUGCAGGACCUACUCACCAAGGCAUUCAGUGAAAGCAUUUGCCACUGUCAUCAGAAGUACUGCCUCAACUACCCCACAGCAGUCAGUUACCUGGACAGCCUGAAGCAGAGAGAGGACUUCAGCACAUACAUCAAGUGGUGCGAGCGGCAUCAGGAGUGCAAGAGGCUGUACCUGCGUGACCUGCUGGUGGCGCCGCUGCAGCGGUUCACCCGCUACCCCCUCCUGCUGAAGAACGUCGGCAAGCGGAGCCAGAGCGAGGCGGAGAAGAGUGCCGUACAGGCCGUGGUGGAGCUGGUGGAGGGAUCCAUACAUGACCUGGAGGGGAAGGUGAAGUGGCUGGAUAACUAUCAGCAGAUGAAACGGCUGAAGGAGUCGCUGGUCUGGCAGCCAGUGUGGGACCGCGACAGGAGGGCUUUUGUACCAGAGAGCCUCCGACACCUGAUGAAGACGGUGAGCCUGGAGAACCUGGUGGCCAAUCGCAGCCUGGUGCACGAGGGCCGGCUGGUGCUCAUAGAAAACGCAAAGCUGCAGGAUGUCUACCUGUUCCUGUUUGACGAAUUUCUGCUGGUCGCCAAGAUGAAGCGGAAUAAAAAGAAGUCUGCUGGGUUAGAAUCGAACUCCAUGCGUCCAGCGGUCAAUCAGGAGCUCCAGGCCCUUCUGAAGGAGGGGUGCACCUUCACUGUGCUGGACCAGCCACUCUCUCUCGACCGGAUCCAGCUCAGGAACAUUGACCAACUCAAUGCAACAGCUUCUGGGCUGCCCAAUUCCUUCAUUAUAACCCACCAGAACCGCUACAUGCAGUGUGUCGCUGUAUUUGUACUGCAGGCUCCCUCUGAAUCCAUCAAGAAAGCAUGGAUGUUGGCACUAGAUGGUGCAGUAGAGGCGUUGCUGAAGCAGGAGUCCCAACAGCCCCGGGUCAGGAACUCCCUGUGGCUGGAAUCCUCGCAGAUCUGACCACCACCCUAACCCUGGCCUGCAACCACACAAGCGUUCAAGUCCGAAAA
This is a messenger RNA of Megalops cyprinoides (Indo-Pacific tarpon), 2662 nucleotides long. It is a transcript of the gene plekhg7, whose product is annotated as pleckstrin homology domain containing, family G (with RhoGef domain) member 7. The record is from RefSeq and is a predicted model, not a curated record. Gene Ontology annotation, biological process: Rho protein signal transduction. NCBI's taxonomy places the organism in Eukaryota, Metazoa, Chordata, Actinopteri, Elopiformes, Megalopidae. The transcript is spliced from 17 exons. Bases 417 to 2612 code for a protein of 731 amino acids. Gene Ontology annotation, molecular function: guanyl-nucleotide exchange factor activity.